This is a messenger RNA of Trichoderma virens Gv29-8, 942 nucleotides long. RefSeq lists its product as uncharacterized. Bases 1 to 942 code for a protein of 313 amino acids. Gene Ontology annotation, molecular function: palmitoyl-(protein) hydrolase activity. Gene Ontology annotation, cellular component: membrane. Lineage: Eukaryota; Fungi; Ascomycota; Sordariomycetes; Hypocreales; Hypocreaceae. The record is from RefSeq and is a predicted model, not a curated record. The transcript has 4 exons.
AUGAACGGCUACUUUGGCCAGACCGCCUCUUUCCUGACCUCUGCGGCGGGCUACAUGCGCCUGCCGGCUCUGGCAUCAACGGGCAUUGUGGCCAUCCUCACAUCUCUCCUCUACUUUAAACAAAAGGCGCUCAUUUAUCCCUCUCAUAUGCCGCCAAACUCGCGAACCGACAUCCCACGGCCUACGCAGUUCGGAAUCAAGGACUUUGAAGAGCUGGUCAUCCCCACCGACGAUGGCGAGAAGCUCUCGGCUUACUACAUUCGCGGCCCCCGUGGCGGCAAGAACUCGGACAUCACAAUCCUCAUGUUCCACGGCAAUGCAGGCAAUAUCGGUCACCGCCUCCCCAUUGCGCGCGUCUUCAUCAACAUGAUUGGCUGCAACGUCUUCAUGCUCGAGUAUCGAGGAUACGGCGCCUCCACGGGCGAGGCGGACGAGGCGGGCUUGGGAAUCGACGCCCAGACCGGGCUCAACUACCUGCGCGAGCGAGCAGAGACGAGGAAUCACCGAUUUGUUGUUUACGGCCAGAGCCUCGGUGGAGCCGUCAGCAUCAAGUUAGUGGCCAAGAACCAGGACCGGGGCGAUAUUGCGGGUCUGAUUUUGGAAAAUACUUUUCUCUCCAUGCGCAAACUUAUUCCCUCGGUUCUUCCACCUGCCAAAUACUUUACGCUGCUGUGCCACCAGGUAUGGCGCAGCGAAUCCCUCUUGCCGUCCAUCGACAAGAUUCCCAUCUUGUUCCUAAGCGGACUGCAAGAUGAGAUUGUCCCUCCUAGUCAUAUGACCCAACUGUACAAUGUCUCCACCUCCUUCAGCAAGACGUGGAAGGCCUUCCCUGGCGGCGAUCAUAACUCGAGUGUGCUGGAGGAGGGUUACUUCGAAGCCAUCUCGGAGUUUAUAGCUGACUCCAUAAGCGACGCACCCAUCACGGACAGCAAAGGCCAGUGA